Molecule: messenger RNA, 1371 nt
Organism: Salvia hispanica
Lineage: Eukaryota; Viridiplantae; Streptophyta; Magnoliopsida; Lamiales; Lamiaceae
Source: RefSeq, a predicted model, not a curated record
AAAUUGAGCGAUGGUGACACUCAAGAAAAUGUAUAAAAAUGAGCUGUUCACAACCCCAAACCCUUCUUCUCCGUACAUUACGUCGCUUCUCUUUAUUUUACCUAUUUUCCCCAAGGUUUCUGUUGCUAUAAUCUUGCUUGCUAAAUCGCAUAUUUUCUUAAUUCUGUCAAAAUUUACUCUAUCUUUCUGCAGAAGCUACUGACUGCACCACUCCAAGAACACGUUUUUUUCCUUUCUUGUGAUCAGCAAGCUUUCUAAAGCCUGGAAAUUGGUAAAAGGGCUACAGAGAAAAUAAACACAACGUCACUAUGUCAAGGCACACUCAGCUCCCUCCUCGCUGCCCUCUCCAGAAGAAAACUGUAGCACCCGAAGUUAAUGCAUCAAUUUCCCUGUUCUCGGGAAAAGGUAUCGAGUUUCAUUCCAUGCAAAACGAACAGUACAAAACCACCUCCAAGAGCCUCAUACUCGAGGAUCAACCACCUUGGUUGAACGACCUGAUAAGUGAUUUAGAUUUGGAUUUGAACACCGAUAGUUCAUUACCAGAUCUAGAUCAACUUAAUGAGAAGGAAAUUACGGAGUCUGAUGGACCUAAUGAUGAAUUAGGGUCGUCUUGCACGUACGGCCCUAAUUCACCUCGGAAGAGAAACAUGUUAGGCUUCCCUGAAAAUGAGAUCGCAUCAGCAUUUUCCGAAUAUGCUGUCCAAAAUUCUCUGCUGCAUUUGGAAGGAUAUAAUUCUGUCUCUGGAGUGCAGUCGGACUCAUAUAGAGAUGCACGUGCUUCAGCUGAUGAGAUCAGUUCCGGAAUGAAACAAAUGAGGUGUCACCCUGGGCAGAGGUCUAGAGCUCGAAAACUUCAGUAUAUUUCUGAGCUGGAAGGGUCUGCUAAUGCUCUUCAGAAUAUUGGGUCCCAGUUGGCUGUCAGAGUUGCUUCCCUUAUCCAGCAGCAUGCUGCUUUGUCCUUGGAGAAUGCCUCAUUGAAGCAGCAACUUUUAAGAGUGAAUCAGAAGAAAUUCAUCGUAGAUAAUGAAUAUGAAACCCUAAAGAUAGAAUUGGAGAGGCUGAGAGCCGUUUCCACCGCCACCAACAAGUUCCACAGCAGGUCACGCGCAGUUGAUAGCGCCAUCUGGGACAUGUUAGAUAUGCGAAAACUUAAUCUAAACUAAAAGAAACGACAACAUCCUUCUCACGAGCAAAGCUCUUCAGUUUGGUUUUGAACUCUGCAGCAGCUGAGAUGACAUCUAUGAUUUUAGGUAGGACUAGUUUUGAUGGUUAGCAAAGAAUACGACUCUAAUGGCCUCAAUAUGUGUACACUUGUCACUUUUGUUAUUGUGUACUUUUAUCAUUAUGAUAUGCAUAAGUUCUCUUUUAAUU